This is a messenger RNA of Phoenix dactylifera (date palm), 1533 nucleotides long. Lineage: Eukaryota; Viridiplantae; Streptophyta; Magnoliopsida; Arecales; Arecaceae. The record is from RefSeq and is a predicted model, not a curated record.
GGUGAGAGGAGGAGGGGGAGUGAGGGAGAGGCGGGGAGGCGAGGAGGGGAAGGGUUCGGGGGAGGGGAGGAGCUCCAUUCUCGGCCGUGAAACCUCCUCAGCCGGCCAAUGGGAGAAUCGAGCGGGUCGGUUUCGGUCGAUGUGGAGAGGAUCUCCCUGGUUGGAAAGGAACAUUUUAUUAAAACAAGAUAUGGCACAGUGUCUGUGGCUGUUUUUGGAGAUCAGGAAAAGCCUGCACUUGUAACCUAUCCAGAUGUGGCUUUAAACCAUGCAUCAUGCUUCCAAGGAUUAUUUUUUUGCCCUGAAGCUGCAUCUUUGCUUCUCCACAACUUCUGCAUAUAUCAUAUUAGUCCUCCUGGACAUGAGGAGUUGUUGCAGUUAGGUGCUUCUCCAGUUUCUUCCCAUGUUCCCGUCCCUUCUGUGGAUGAUUUGGCAGAUCAGAUUGCUGACGUUCUUGACAUUUUUGGGUUAGGUUCGGUAAUGUGCUUGGGGGUCACGGCUGGUGCUUACAUCCUUACCCUUUUUGCUAUAAAGUAUAGGGAGCGUGUUGCAGGUCUGAUACUCGUCUCUCCUCUAUGUAAAGCUCCCUCCUGGACAGAGUGGUUGUAUAAUAAGGUAAUGUCCAAUUUGUUAUAUUUCUAUGGGAUGUGUGGCUUGGUUAAGGAUUGCUUACUUCAGCGGUACUUUAGUAAGGAAGUCCGUGGUAGUGCACAGGUCCCUGAGUCAGAUAUUGUACAAGCCUGCAGAAGUUUGUUGGACGAGAGGCAAAGUAAAAAUGUCUGGCUUUUUCUUCAAUCGAUUAAUGGGAGAUAUGACAUCACAGAAGAAUUACAUCGGCUACAGUGUCGGACGCUUGUAUUUGUUGGUGAAGACUCUCCGUUCUAUUCUGAUGCCCUCGACAUGACAUCAAAACUGGACAGAAGACACAGCGCCUUGGUCGAGUCUCACUGCUGGUAUUGCUUGUUUUUCUGGGGAACGAACACAAUGCUGAAGGUCCAGGCAUGUGGGUCAUUGGUCACGGAGGAGCAACCCCAUGCCAUGCUGAUUCCCAUGGAGUAUUUCUUCAUAGGGUUUGGGCUUUACAGGCCGAGCCAAUUCACCAGCAGUCCACGCAGCCCUCUCAGUCCAUCACGCAUCUCCCCGGAGCUGCUGUCACCAGAAAGCAUGGGCGUGAAGCUAAAGCCUAUCAAGACGAGGGUGUCGCUUGCAAUUUGAAUUAGUGGGUGAGCAUAGGCAAGAGAGUCACAGGUUUAGAAAGAGUAUAGAUAUGUCCCAACAUUUUGUGUAAUUUUGAAGCUGUAGCUGAUAUGUAAAAAUGUAUGCAAGCGCUUGUGACAGACAGACAUGGGAAAUUCUUUGGGAGUGUAGAUACGAAAGGAAAAGAGUGCGUGCAGUGGGUGGCGGCGGGGUGGAUAGGGAAGUGUGUGAUUCUGUUCCAUUCAUUUGUAGGCGUCAUGCUCGCUCACCUGUACAUCUUCAUUAUUCAUGAUAAUCUAAUAACAAUAAGAUAUGGUGGUGUCCUCAAUCACAGGC